Cottoperca gobio is the source of this 1019-nucleotide messenger RNA. RefSeq names its product COPI coat complex subunit zeta 1 (gene copz1). The record is from RefSeq and is a predicted model, not a curated record. Bases 36 to 659 code for a protein of 207 amino acids. Gene Ontology annotation, biological process: intra-Golgi vesicle-mediated transport; intracellular protein transport; retrograde vesicle-mediated transport, Golgi to endoplasmic reticulum. The transcript is spliced from 10 exons. NCBI's taxonomy places the organism in Eukaryota, Metazoa, Chordata, Actinopteri, Perciformes, Bovichtidae. Gene Ontology annotation, cellular component: COPI vesicle coat.
UCUUUGCCCUGUAUGCACAGGCUCUGCGUCAGCCAAUGGGAACGCGCCUCAUUUACUGUACGUAUUACGUAGCCGCAGCAGUAUUAGCUAGUAGCUUGCUAGGUGGUUUGCUAACAAGAAAGAAGAUGGACUCUCCCAUACUGGAACCAUCCUUGUACACUGUCAAAGCAAUUCUGAUUCUGGAUAACGAUGGAGACAGGCUUUAUGCCAAGUAUUAUGAUGAUACAUACCCGACAGUGAAGGAACAGAAGGCGUUUGAGAAGAACAUAUUCAACAAAACACACAGGACUGACAGUGAAAUUGCAUUACUGGAGGGCCUCACUGUUGUCUACAAGAGCAACAUAGACCUCUUCUUUUAUGUGAUCGGAAGUUCCCAUGAAAAUGAGCUUAUGCUUAUGGCUGUUCUAAACUGCCUUUUUGAUUCGCUCAGUCAGAUGUUGAGAAAGAAUGUUGAGAGAAGGGCUUUGUUGGAGAAUAUGGAGGGACUCUUCCUGGCCGUGGAUGAAAUUGUAGAUGGAGGGGUGAUUCUGGAGAGUGACCCACAACAAGUUGUGCACCGUGUGGCUCUCAGAGGGGAAGAUGUGCCUUUGACAGAGCAGACAGUCACCCAGGUUCUUCAGUCUGCCAAAGAACAGAUCAAGUGGUCGCUUCUACGAUAGUCACCGCUGCACCGGUCUACCAGUGAGCCGCUGCUUAUAUUGUAUGACAUAAUCAACAUGAGGAUAAGAUAUGAUGUACAUUCCAGUACGAAGACCAACCUGUUUUGUUUUGUUUGCUUUUUCAUUACAUCAUAUGGGUGUUUUAUUAAACCAAUUUAUCUGUCUAUAAAACAUUGAUAAGCCUCAUCAUAGCCUGUGGCAACAUUCCUUGUGUCUCCUUACACAAGAACUGUACAAAGUAUUGAGGCACUAUCUCUUAUCAUUUAAUUUACAUGGAUAUUGUGAUUAUAACGUGUACAACUCGUACUGUAGUAAUACCACUGAUCACAUGUUUUUAAUAAAUUUUGUCCGGAGAUCUUC